AUGGCUAAAAAAGAGUAUAGGAGAAAAGCCAUUCUGAAAUGGAAAAAAAAUAGUGGUCGUCUUGAAAAAAUAGUUGAAAAGUUGGAUAUGGUUGCUUGUACUUUAGGAUUUAAGAAACGGUAUAGAAAAGAAGCCAUUAUAAAGUGGAAAAGAAAAAGACUUAAGAGUAUUGGCAAUAGACAAUUUUCAUCCACCAAAACAGUUGUAAGAACUUUACUUCCUCCUCCUAUGAACAUGACAAAAGGAAAACAUCUCCUACGACAGGUUAUUUCGAGUGCUGAUAUUCUUCCUGAUGUUUUAUGUUGCUCUUAUUGUGGUGCCAUGAAAUUUUAUUCAGAAACAUCGAACUUUUGUUGUUUAGAAGGGCGAAUUGUUUUAUCAACUAAUGAACUCCCGUCUAUGAUGCAUAAUUUGUUGACUUCUACGUCUGACCUUUCAAAAUCUUUUAGGACGUAUAUUAGAACAUAUAAUAAUCAUUUUGCAUUUACUUCAUUUGGUGUUAGGGCCGACAAUGAUCUGUCAAAAAGAAAUAUGGGUAUAUAUACUUUUAGAGUACAGGGUCAGGUCUAUCAUUUUCUCAAUGAUUUACAACUUGAUGAGAAAAGUGCCAAAAAUCUUCAACUGUAUUUUCAUGACACUGAAAAUGAAAUAGAAAACCGAUUUAUAUCUUCUCCACGGUUAUCUAAAGAGUUAAUUGCAAUAUGUAUGGCCUAUCUGCAACAAAAUCCUUAUGCACGGUUUUUCAGCAAUUUAAGAGAUGUUCCAUGUUUUGCUGAAUACAAGAUUAUUCUUAAGACUAUCCCCGGACAAGAUCAACAGGUGUAUAACAAACCGGAUGUUUCACAAGUAGCUGCUCUUUGGGUCGAAGGCGAAGACAAUGGGGAACAAGGUCAGAGGAACAUUGAAGUGAAAACACAUAGUGAUCAGUCCAGAACUGUUCAAUAUUAUUAUGGCUGCUAUGAUCCGUUACAGUAUCCUUUAAUGUUUCCGUUUGGAGAACUUGGUUGGCAUCAGCAUAUUCCGAAAAAAACUACUUCCCAAAGGAUGAAAAGAGGAAAAGUUAUUUCUGAGGCAGAAACACUCAUCUCACCCUGGGCUGCUACAAAUGUUGAUGAACUACUGGAUAUGGAAGAGAGUGUUUUGGGACGCAGUCUAGAGACUUCAAAAUGUGUUUCGAUAAGGGAAUAUUAUGCCUAUAAGCUUCAGAUACGCAGAAAUGAUAAAUCUUGCUCAUUGCUUUUUGGUCGUUUGUUACAACAAUAUAUAGUUGACAACUAUGUUAAAUUGGAGACACAAAGAUUAGCUUUCUACAGAACACAACAACAAGAGUUACGACAAGAAUUCCUUCAAGGGGUGGUGGACGCAAUGGCAAGUGGGGAAACAAAUGCUUCAUCUAUUGGGAAGAGAGUCAUUCUACCAGCAAAUUUUAUUGGUGGUCCGAGAAAUAUGAGACGUAGGUACAUUGAUGCUAUGGCACUCGUACAAAAAUUUGGAAAGCCAGAUAUUUUCCUAACUUUGACAUGUAACCCUAAUUGGCUUGAAAUAAAACAACACUUGAUGCCUCAUGAGGAAACACAAAAUAGGGCCGAUUUGAUUGUUAGAGUAUUCCAUGCAAAGCUUCAGCAAUUUAAAGAUGAAAUCUUCAAAAAAGAAAUAUUUGGAAAGGUUGUCGCAUACACUUAUGUUGUGGAGUUCCAAAAAAGAGGUCUGCCGCAUGCUCAUUUUUUGCUUAUACUUGCACCACACUAUAAGAUGCACCACACAGAAGAAUAUGAUGAGAUAGUUUGUGAUGAAAUACCAGAUAAAAAUGCAAAUCCUCAUCUAUUUAGGAUGGUAGUGAAACAUAUGUUUCACGGUCCAUGUUGUUCCCUUAAUCCAGACAAUGUUUGUAUGAAAAAAAUGGGAACUUGUAAGAAUUUCUAUCCAAAAGAUUUUUCAUCUCAAACAACUCAAGGUGAUGAUGCAUAUCCUUCUUACAGAAGACGUGGCAACGGAGUUAAAGUUAUGGUGAGAGGUGCUGAGCUCGACAACAGAUGGAUUGUUCCAUAUAACCCAUAUUUACUUUGUAAGUUUGAUUGUCAUGUAAAUAUAGAAAUAUGUUCCACAAUAAAAGCUGUAAAAUACAUAUAUAAGUACAUAUGCAAAGGAUGUGAUAAAAUCAGUUUUGUUGUUUCUUCAAAAGAUGAUGAUGAAUCCAUAAAUGAGAUUGAUCGGUUUCAAGCAGGUAGAUAG
This is a messenger RNA of Lactuca sativa (garden lettuce), 2232 nucleotides long. RefSeq lists its product as uncharacterized. Lineage: Eukaryota; Viridiplantae; Streptophyta; Magnoliopsida; Asterales; Asteraceae. The record is from RefSeq and is a predicted model, not a curated record.